Molecule: messenger RNA, 6886 nt
Organism: Argiope bruennichi
Lineage: Eukaryota; Metazoa; Arthropoda; Arachnida; Araneae; Araneidae
Product: caspase-8-like
Exons: 3
Coding region: 994-1965 (323 amino acids)
Biological process (GO): proteolysis
Molecular function (GO): cysteine-type endopeptidase activity
Source: RefSeq, a predicted model, not a curated record
GUGGGAAAUUUUUGCAGCAUGUUUAUGAAUAAAGAGAAGAAAUCGUCAUUUCCUAGAAGAAAACAGACCGGAGGUCGAGAAUUUUCGCGAUGGUUUAUUUGUGAUGAAAUUUAGGUACAUGGUCGACAUAUUCGAGAAAUUAAAUAACUUGAAUCUUCAGCUCCAAGGAGCAAAUACACAUAUGUUGGAUACGAGUGAUAAAUUUAAUGCUUUUUGUAGAAAAUUGGAAUUGUGGAGCAGAAAUUUAAAGCAAGAAACCUAACAACGUUUGCGAAUGUGAAUGAUUGUACUAAAACUUACAAGAUAUAUUUGACUACUUUGUUUCUUUUUUUUCAGAGCAAAGAGUCACAACUAAAGUCCGGCGCACUCAAAAGUAAAGUUAAAAAAAAAAUCUUCCUGCAAUCGGCGAACUGUAGGAAUCAGUAACCUUUGACACGUAGAAACGGGAAAACGUCAUCCAUCAGGGAAGUGCCAGAGUUGUAGCAUUUCCUCCUUAGGUAACUUGUAUUGAAGCGGGCCCUUUUCGCGCUUAGACUAUAGUAAGAAUUGUAAUAACAGGUAAAACUGAAUGCAAAAAUAAAUGAUAGGAUUAAACUUCUCAUUCUACGAUGAAACGUUAUCGCCACUACAAGUUAUUGUCCUUUAAAGAGUACAACUGCAAGUACAGAAAAGUGAAACCACUUAGCGUAAUGUGACGGAAUUCUUUCUAUUUUCAUUUUUAGUCUAUUUAAAUCAAAAGGACUGCUGUUGCAACAGUUUUUCGUUCCCGUUGAUUGGGGAAUUGCUGCGAGUUUAAUUGAGAAGAAAAUUUCUGAUCAAGUAUUUUCUGUUAAGCCCUAAAUUUUAAAUAUAUUGAUUGACAGAAACAAUCACGUUAAACUUUAUUGAUGAGUGCUACUAAAUGCUUACUAAAAUAACUUGAAGGUAAAAAAAAAAAAAAAAAAGAGUCGAUAGUGAUCAUCUGCAAACUGAACUGCUUAUGUGUAAAAUACCAUGGAUUAUAGACAUAGAAAAGUGAUCCAAAAAUAUAUCCAUCUUCUCCAACAAUCGAUCGAUUUGCUCGAUAUUAAAGAUGAUUUAAGUAAAUCAAAAAUAUUCACUACCCAUAUGCUUAGAGAUAUUUAUGAUGGGGAAGCAUCGUUUUUUGAAGAAUUACCUACUCGUGGUCCUGAUGCUUUCUUUCGUUUCAUUAAUUUGUUAAAAGAUAGGAAGAAUUAUGCUUCCAUAGCUGAAGAUUUGUGUCAUUUAGCAAAUCCAGCCUACCAGUUAUCAGAUAAGUAUGGAUAUUUUUAUGUUUUAUUGAAUUAUGACUUUGAAGGAAUUCAAACUGCUGUAGAAUCAAAAGUUUUGCAGGAUGGAUUUAAAUUGGAAUUUCGAGCUCUUGAUUUAGCUUUAUCAACAGUUGGUUAUAAAAGCCACAAAUAUAAAGAAAAUCUAUUAGCUGAUAGUUUUUACUCAAAACUGAAAAAAUUUUCUAAAAUGAAUUUUAGUGAUGUAAGUUCUUGCAUUGUUAUUAUUCUAGGUUUUGGUGUCAAAAAUAAGGAUUCUAAAGUUAUAUAUGGUAGUGAUGGUAAAUAUAUUAUGCUUCAUGAUAUUUUGAAUUUAUUUAGUGACAAAAAUUGCCCUUCUUUAAAAUAUAAGCCAAAAAUAUUUCUUUUACCAUCAUUUGAUAUGUCUCAAAAUGAUUCUGUAGAAAAUGCUGAAUUAUUAUAUAAUGUAAAUGACACUUUUCUCUGGUAUUUCCCUCCUUUGAAGAAUUAUAAAUAUGUGAAAGAAAAAUUUUUUGGUGAAGUUCUUUCAGAAAAUCUUGAAACUAAUUAUCUUCAAUCUGAUUUUGAAACAAUUUUUAAAUCUUCUUAUAGCAUGUUUAUAGACCAAUUACAGAAGAUUUCACUGGAAGAUUUAAAUUCCACUCCAGAAUAUGAAAGAUUAGGGAAAUGUAGAGAAAAAAUUUUAUUUACUUAAAAGUCUUGAAAUCUCAAGUAUCUACGUAGUUUUGUUCAUAAGUUAUAUCUGAAGAGUUUCUUCAUAAGUUAUAUCUGAAUUCAAGGAGAAAUUAAGAAUUCUACAUUUCAAUGAAGAAAAUUGUAGGAAGUGAUGGAGAGGUAAACAGUCUUGAAAUAAAUCAAAUUAGAAACAUAAAAAAUAAAUUUUGUUUACUCAAGAAAAAGAAGGAAAAAUUUAUUAUAUGUGUAUACUGUAAAAAAAUCUAUAUUUUCAAAAUGCUCUCCGAACUUGUCUGAUGUCAGUGCCCAAAAAAUUUGAACUGAAAUUGUUACCUGAAGGAAUUCAAAUUAGAAGCAAAAUAAAACAAAUUUUGUUUUCUAAAGAAAAACUCUAUAUUCAUGCAUAGACGGUAAAAAAUCUGUAUGUUCAGAAUGCAUUCCAAACUGACGUAUGUGUGUAUAUGAAAGUCUGAACUGAAAUAUUGCAUGAAUUUCAGGAAAUGAUAGAGAGGUUAAUAAUCUUGAAGGAAUACAAAUUAGAAGCACAAAAAGACAAAUUUUAUUCUCUAAAGGAAAAAAAAAUGUUUAGAUGGUAAAAGAUCUGUAUGCUCAGAAUGCACUCCAAACUUGUCUUGUGUAUGUGCACGAAAAUCUGAACUGAAUGAAUUUUUACAUGCAAAAACAGAUAAUUUGAUCCUUGGGAGACACGAGAAGGUAGGAUAUUGGUGAAUCCCCCCCCCUCUUUGUGAAUGAACAACAAAACCUUUUACCAACUGUCUAGGCUAAAAGGUAUGUAUAUAGGCAGCUUUGACUGAAAAAGAAAUAUCUCCUGUAAACCAAGUCUAGUCAUUUCAAGAAAUUGCUUAGGGCUACAAGGAAUCAACAAACUUCCCGCAUUGCAUAGGGCAGUUGAUGGGAACCACAUCUGAAUGGUACAGUCAGAUAAUAGUGACACCCUGUUUUAUUGCUAUAAAUUUUUUCUAUAGUUCUGUUGACCAUGCACUAUGCUUGCUGUUAUACUUAUUGAUUUAGGAUUGCAUGGGAAAUCCUCAGUCUCGGGAAUUUUCAGAAAUUUUGGAUUGCAUGACAAAUUAUUAAAGGGAUAACUGUAUAUCCCUUCCCCAAAUGAGCUGGGAGAUGAGUUAGUAUCCUACGUCAUUCUGGAGGAUGAAGGACUUGCCAUGUCAGAAAAAAAGGCAUAUGAUGGCAAAAGUCUUUUGGUAAAGAAGGGAGUCUUCAAAUAAGACAAGACCUACCCAAGACAAGGCGAUGUAUCGAAUGUGCAUUCUUCAGCACAGUUAACUAAUGGAUCAUAUUCCAUUUCCCAUUAAAUGUUUUAAUUUGAUUUUGAAAGUAUAAAUGAAAGAUGCCUGUGUUUUGCAUAACUUCGUUCAUCAAAGAGAUGGGCAUCGAAAUGAACAAUCCAGUGGAAUUAAACAGUCUGUAUUGUAUGAUAUUAAAAAUGACUCCACAUGCAGGGAAGAUUUUAAAGUUGUGAUUUUAUGGGAUAAAUUUGCAAAGUAUUUUGAAAAUAAUCCCUUAGAAUGGCAAAAUGAAAAGAUUUUAAAUUAAAAUUGUGAUAUAUUUAUACUCAUGUUAAUGUGUUGUUAUAAUAAUAUUUUGUUUUUAAAUGAAUCCUCAAUCCAAUCCUUUCUUUUACAAUGCAGUUUUUGCUUUAAAAAAAAUUGUCUCCCAGCGAAUUUUUAAAAUGUUAUCCUUGUAUUUGUUUAUUUUCAUAUCCCAUGCAAAUGGUUGUUCUGCUAUUAGUGCUUUUAUGCUAAAACUCAUUUUUUUCCCCUGAAAAAUAAAUAUUACCUUAGAAACAAUAGCAACAUAAUUAUUAAAAUGAAUAGAAUUUAAUUGCUUUAACUCUCUCUGCUUUUGGCAAUCAGCUGCUUCAUCAAUAUUAUUAAUAGUUUCUAUUGCAGUUGAUAAAUUAAAUCUUAUUAUGUUAAAAUAAUAAUAAUAAUAACGCUAAGCAAAAUAACUCUAAAAAAUGUCAAAUGAAUGUUAUUACAUUGUCCAAGUCACAAAAAUUUGGAAAUAUUGUCUAGUUUUUAAUGCUAUGUUUUUUAUAAUAUUAUAAACAAAUCUCAGAAAAAAAUACUGUUUGAAAAGGUAAAUACUUAAGCAUUGAAAUAUGUUUGACUUUCAUAACAACUAUGAAAAUCAUUACUGCAAAUUUUAAAAUUGUCUUGCAGACAUUAAAUAGUGUAGAAAAGAUUAAAAUAAUAUAAAUGUAUUAGAAGUAUUAGUUUUGAAUUGUUAUUGUUAAAAAAUCUGUAAUGAUUGGGGUCAAUUCAUGUGACUUAAAAGUUACAUGUCAUGAACUUCUGCGCAUGGCAUUUAAGUUUCAUCCGCACCGCUUUCGUCGAUUAGUCUGUCAUUAACGUUCUCCGCCAAAUAUGAAGCGGAUUUUUUGUUUACAUUUGAAGUUAUAAUUUUUGAAUCAUUUUUUUUUCUCCUCUUAUUAUGUGUUAAAAGAGAAAAUAUUGGUGUGCUGAUGGAUGCAUGCUUUAAUGCGAAACACAAGAGUGACUGUCAUGAUAAAAUGUUUUCUUAUUUUCCUUUCAACAAUCCUGACUUGGGUUGAUAGCUUUGGUAUAGAUUUUUUUAAGCCUUCGAAGUGAUAUGCUUCGAUCAUUUUGAAGAAUUUAUUCAGUUUGUGUCCGUUUAUUAAAUAUAGCUGUUCCAGUAAUUUGUUAGAAAAACUGUUCGAAAGAAAAGAAAUCGGUAAGCGAUUUGCCGUCAAAAACAAUCAAACAAAAUCGUGAGUGCAUUUCUAAUUUACUUUAUUCACAUUUGAUGAAAUUUCUGAUAAUUUUGAAUAUGCUUAGAAGAUUUUAAAAUGUUUACAUGAAUAUUACAUUGCAUUUUUCUACAAAAUCUUAUCUAAAUUUAAUUAAUGUAAGUAAACAAACUCCUGUUGCAAAAAUAACAACUGCUAAACUUAGGUGGAAGUGAAUAUUACUAGUUUUCUAAUUACAUUUGCAGAUUUGUGAUGGAUUCAAAUUGAAUUUAUAUCAAACAAAUUUUUUAUUGUUCAAAAUAAAAUGUCAAUAGUUUAUUGUAUUUAAACUGAAAUUGACUGUUAUCAUAAUAUCAUGUUAUACCAUUGUGCACCUCAGUGAUUUCUGUUUUAAUAAAUACAGGUCUUUUCAUUGAAAAUCAAUUUCCAUAUCAGCAUUUAUUAUAUAACUUUUAUCCCCAACCAUUGCUACAUGCAUGUUUCACUUUUUUUUUUUUUUUUUUUUCUAUUUCUUUAACAUAUCAAUUUUGAAUUGUAAAAUUCUGUAAAAGCAUAAAAGUGCUUCUUUCAACUACUCUUUAUAUCCUAUUUAACUUCUCUGUCUCUCUCUCUCUCUCUCUCUCUCUAUAUAUAUAUAUAUAUAUAUAUAUAUAUAUAUAUAUACCGUGUGCGGCAUAAAUUCGUGCAAACUUCAAAAAAUCAUAAUAAAAAAAGUAAUGCUCCAAAAAAAUUGCGGUUUGCGGGAAUAUGUUCAGUGAGCCUUUCCAUUAAAAAAAUGUAUUUAAAAAUGACCAAUAGAUGGCGCUCACAUGGUCAUACCGAGACGGUUUAUGCAAACCAGGAAAGCAGAGCACAGUAAUAUUAUAGUACAUUUUAUUUUAAGGCAUAAGAUGCUCAACAUGACCGCCACCACAAGGUAUUAAGCAAGUGAGGCGCGUAGACCCGGUAGACACGAGACUUUCAGGUAUCCCCACAACCAAAAGUUCGCUGGAGAAAGAUCUGGCGAUCGUGAGGGCCACUCAUUCUUACAUCCUCUGCUUAUCACUCUGUCUUCAGUGAAUGUGUGUAGGAGGAACGUCUUAACGGAACUAGCAACGUGGGGUGGGGCACCAUCCUGCAUAAAGGUGACGGAGGAUAACGCACGUCUUUGCUGAAAGGCAGGCAUAACGUGGUCUCGCAAAAGCCUAAGCUAGCGUUCUGCAGUGACGGAACAGGUUUUCCACCCGAAUGCAGGACAAUGCUCAUCAAAAAAGAAAGGUCCUAGAGUGAAGGACGCAGUGAAACCGCACCAAACAGCCACAUGUGGAGAAUGUAGUGGUUUGGUCGUGUACGCACGAGGGUUUGAUGUUGCCCAGGUACGACUGUUUUGCGUACUGACGUCACCAUGCAAGUGGGCUUCAUCUGUCCACAUGAUGUUAAAUAGCCAUUGUGGGUCACAUUCCAUUUGUGCGAGCACCCAUGUUGCAAAGGCUUGUCUUUUCUCGCAAUCUGCUGGUAACAACUGGUGAAAUGCCUCUAUCUUGUACGGAUGCAGUUUCAAGAUUUCGUGCAGAAUGCGUCGGAUCGUCCUUUCCGGAAUUCCUGUUAUUUUACCUGCUUCACGUGCACUGGAGCAGGUAAAAUAACAGCCGAGACUUCAACUCCCCGUUGAAGUCUCGGCUGCCACAUUUCUCAUGACCCUUUGGACAACAGAGACGUAGUCAGCGCUGACGCAUGGUCUGCCACUUCGUGGACGAUCCGCUAAUCUUCCCGUUUCCUCAAAACUGCGAACUAAAUUCAAUAUCCCAUUCAAUGAAAUUGAGUUUUUCUACGCCUUAAUUCCUUUCACCGUCCGCAACUGUCGCAAUGCUUUAGUCGCGGAUUCACCGUUCUUAUAGAACAGUUUAACCACUAAUGGUCGAUCUGGUAGCGAUAGCAUGCUACUGGCGUCAAAUGACAGAUCCAUUUCCAGCUUUGUGUUUUAUAGCUAUACUGAUUUUCAUAAACAGUCUCGGUAUGACGUGUGACCGCCAUCUAUCGGACAUUUUUUAAAUACAUUUUUUUUAAUGGAAAUAACAAAAUCCAAAGGAAAGGCGAUUCUCUGAACAUAUUCCUGCAAACCGCAAUUUUUUUCGAGCAUUACUGUUUUUAUUAUGAUUUUUUGAAGUUUGCACGAAUUUAUGCCGCACCCGGUAUAUAUAUAUAUAUAUAU